Molecule: messenger RNA, 822 nt
Organism: Sardina pilchardus (European sardine)
Lineage: Eukaryota; Metazoa; Chordata; Actinopteri; Clupeiformes; Clupeidae
Product: C-X-C motif chemokine 11-1
Exons: 3
Coding region: 50-355 (101 amino acids)
Biological process (GO): immune response
Cellular component (GO): extracellular region
Molecular function (GO): chemokine activity
Source: RefSeq, a predicted model, not a curated record
GAAGACAACUCAGUAAGAUUUGUGCUGAAGUUACUACUGACAUCCCAAGAUGAAGGCCACUACAGUAGCAGUGCUUCUUCUGUUGAUUUCCGCCGUGAUCAUCCAUGGAGUCCCGAUGAACAGGAGUCAGCGUUGUACGUGCAGGGGGACGCCUGUGGAUGCUGUGAGGUGCAAUAACAUCGCUGGCGUGCGAGUGUUCCCGGCCAGUGCAUCCUGUGACAAAACCGAGAUUGUUGUGAAGCGGAAAAGGGGAGGCGGACCUAUAUGCCUGAAUCCUACAUCAAAAAUGGGCAAGAAGGUCCUUUCUUCAAACCUGUCCCCCGACCAGUGGAGCAAGGUGAAAUGUGCAAGCUGAUGUGAGAAUCACAUCACACAAGCUGAUCACACAUCAUUGCACACUUCCUCAACCCAAGGCUGAAGAGACAUCUCCCACCAGCGCACACACACAACUCGCUGGUCUGGAAACAAGCAUGUUACAGCAGGAGAUUUCUUCACAGCUAUAUGCAUCUCUGUAGCAUCACUAAAUGAAAGACUCAGGCAACUUUUGUGUGUAAGGAUGAUAUACUAGUGUGUGUGUGUGUAGACAUGUGAUUUGUGUCAUUGCCCUGGCUGUAUAUGUGAUGCUAUCUAUUUUGUAUAGCAAAACAAACAUGGGAUGGAGAGGAGGGGGUAAGACAGGGGGUUACAGUAGACAGUCUUACAGAAGAGUAUUUAUAUUAUAUAUUUUUUCUGAAUAUCUAUAUGACUAAAUAGGUUUCAUUGAAUAUUUUAUUUUAUUUAUCAUUAUUAUUAUUUUCUAAUAUGAUUUUGAGUGUUUCAAUA